AUGUCGACGACACUCAGAACACCUUCUUCCUUAUCGACACCUUCACUCUCUCCGACAAUGGCGACUUUCCUGACAAAUGUUGUUUCAAUCAAACCUACAAUCUUCUCAUUCCAGUCCGAAUCCUUCACCCCUUUGCAGACGCGGGCCAAUGUAUUCUCCUCGAAACCCUUUCAUUCUCUCGCCGGAACCUUCUCCCGGAGCUCUAGAACGAGAUUCAUUCCUUAUGCUGUAACGGAGACGGAAGAAAAACCCGCCGCUUUGGACCCUAGUUCCGAAGCCGCCAGGCGUGUCUAUAUCGGUAACAUACCAAGGACAGUGACCAAUGAGCAGCUCACUAAACUUGUUGAAGAACACGGUGCUGUUGAAAAAGUUCAGGUGAUGUAUGAUAAGUAUUCAGGACGAAGCCGCCGGUUUGGAUUUGCUACUAUGAAAUCAGUUGAAGAUGCUAAUGCUGUGGUUGAGAAAUUGAAUGGCAAUACCGUUGAAGGGCGUGAGAUAAAGGUUAACAUUACAGAGAAACCUAUAGCAUCAUCAUCUCCUGAUUUAUCACUGCUUCAGUCUGAAGAUUCAGCAUUUGUAGAUAGCCCUUACAAAGUGUAUGUAGGAAAUCUAGCAAAGACUGUUACAAAGGAGAUGCUUGAGAAUUUGUUUUCUGAGAAAGGGAAAGUAGUAAGUGCCAAAGUUUCAAGAGUACCUGGAACUUCGAAAUCCACCGGGUUUGGAUUCGUUACGUUUUCUUCAGAAGAAGAUGUGGAAGCUGCCAUUUUGGCUCUUAACAAUUCGUUGCUGGAAGGACAGAAGAUUCGGGUGAAUAAGGCGUAA
Molecule: messenger RNA, 822 nt
Organism: Arabidopsis lyrata subsp. lyrata
Lineage: Eukaryota; Viridiplantae; Streptophyta; Magnoliopsida; Brassicales; Brassicaceae
Product: 30S ribosomal protein 2, chloroplastic
Exons: 4
Coding region: 1-822 (273 amino acids)
Cellular component (GO): cytosol
Molecular function (GO): mRNA binding
Source: RefSeq, a predicted model, not a curated record